This is a messenger RNA of Vitrella brassicaformis, 3554 nucleotides long. NCBI's taxonomy places the organism in Eukaryota, Vitrellaceae. The record is from the annotation of a GenBank genome assembly.
GUACAGCUAUCGAUCAGUGAGUGAGUGAGUGAGUCAGCGAGUGAGUCACGAAGGAUGGCGAUAGCAGAGGAGAUGCACAUCGACCGCAUCCUCAUUCUGGACUUCGGCAGCCAGUACAGCCACCUCAUCGUCAGGAGGUGCCGCGAGAUCGGCGUCUAUGCCGAACUCAUGAGAUGCGACACUAACAUCGACGACAUACGCAACUUUAGCGCCAAAGGUGGGAGGGACAUGGGAGGAGGGUCGGUUCGAUGAUCACGGCAAAUGUGUGUCUGUGUGUCAGGUAUCAUUUUGUCUGGCGGGCCAUACUCUGUGUAUGAGGAGGAGGCGCCCCACUGCGUGCCGGCCUUCUGGCAGUACGUCGACCAGACACACAUGCCGCUCCUCGGCAUCUGCUAUGGACUGCAGGUCAGUCGGUACCCCUAGGGGAUCUUUCCAUCCGUCCAGACGGACAGACAGCACGCCCUCACGCACUCCUAGGUGCACUCUCUGUGCGUGUGUGUGUUGUGUGUGUUGUGCAGGAGAUGACGUAUGCGUUGAAGGGCAAGGUGUCUGCGUCGGCCAAGCGCGAGUACGGCCAUGCGGAGCUCAUGAUGAAGGAACUCAACGCCGAAGAGAGAAAGGUAUGGUGGGCCAGCCACUCAGCACUGCGUCAUUUCAUUCAUGCGUCGGUUCCAUGGAUCUCUCCCUCUGUCAGCUCGACAAUCAGGCCAACCACUCCCCUGCAGUCAACGGCGUCCCGACUGCCCCGAGGGACAGCGAGCCAGACCCUAACCAGGUGCCACACACACGGAACCAGCCACCACACAAUACUCGUUGCUUCUGGAUGGAUGGAUGGAUGGAUGACGAUUCAUUCUGUCUGUCUGUCUGUCUGCCUGGUUGGUUGUGUGUGUGGUCGGAUCACCCAUCAGGUGCAUGACAACCCGACGGCGGUGUCGCCCAACGUGCACCGGCUGUUCCAGGGGCUGGUGCACAACCCCACUCGCGUCUGGAUGUCGCACGGAGACAAAGUCACACAACUUGCACCAGGUGAGGUGGGGUGGGUGGGGGGACACACACACACAGACAUACGCACCACAACACAUACGCACGCACACAAAUGUGCACGUGACUGACAAGCACCAAUGUGACGAUCGGCAAUUUGUGUUGUGUGUGGUGUUGUGUAGGUUUCCAGGCGAUAGCAGUGACGCCCAGCAGUGAGUAUGCCUGCGUGGCGCACCUCGAGAAACAAAUGUUCGGACUGCAGUUCCACCCAGAGGUCAGUCAGUGCUGACACACAGAUAGACACACAGACAGACAGACAGACCCACCGUAUCUGUGUGUGUGUGCAGGUGACGCACACAGACGAGGGCACCCAGCUGAUUCGCAACUUCAUCCUCAAGAUCUGCGGUGCGGUGCCGUCGUGGAAUAUGAAGAACUUCGCACACACGGAAAUGGAGCGACUCAGACGACAGGCAAGACACCACGCCACAUCACACGCCAUGCAUAGAACCACACACAGCCACGCACAGAGAGGCGGGGAGAGAGAGAUAGGGUAUUGUCUGCCUUUGUUGUGUGGUUGGCUGGUUGCAGAUCGGCGAGCGUCACGUGUUGGGUGCGCUGAGCGGCGGGGUGGACUCUACUGUGGCGGCGGCCCUGCUGCACAAAGCCAUCGGACACAAGUUCCAUGGUACGUGUGUGUGUGGGUGCGUGGGUGGGUGCGUGUGUCUCAGAAUGAGCUUUCGGUGUUUUGGUGUCUUUCUGUGUAUUCUCGUGUGUGUGUUCUGUAGGCGUGUUGAUUGACACUGGUUUGCUGAGAAUGCACGAGGGGCCGGAGGUCAUCCAGAGGCUCAAACAGUGAGGAGCAAACCAGACACGGCAGCCAGCCAGCCCAGCCCGUCUAGAUGUGUGUAUGUUAUGUGUGUUCUGUAGGCACAUCCCCGGCCUGCAGGUGGACUGCAUCGACGCCACCCAGGAGUUCUUCGACGCACUCAAGGGUACGUACCUACGCACCCACCCACCCACGCACACAGGCAGGCAGGCAGGGAGGCAUCGACCAGGCCCACAACACAGAUGCACACCAACAGACAGACAAGCACAGAGAGAGAAGUGGAAACGUAUCGCAUGUAUGUUUGUGUGUCUGUCUGUCUGUCUGUCUGUGUGUGUGUGCUGGCAGGUGUGACCGAUCCCGAGAAGAAGCGCAAGAUCAUCGGGGGUCUGUUCAUCGAGUGCUUCGAGAAGGCCACCAAGGAGCUACACCUUCCCGUAGAAGGCGGCUUCCUCCUGCAGGCACACCACACCACACCACACACACCUAGACCUCCCCCCCUCUCUCUCUCUCAACACACACGCGCCCAUAUGCUGAUGCGCCUCUCUCUGCCUCUCUGUGUGUCUGUCUGUCUCUCUCUGUGUGUGUGUGUGUGCGCAGGGCACACUGUAUCCUGAUGUGAUUGAGUCGAUAUCGUUCAAGGGCCCCUCGGCGACCAUCAAGACGCACCACAACGUGGGGGGCCUCCCGGCCAAGAUGAAGCUGCAGGUGCUCGAGCCACUCAGGGAGCUCUUCAAAGGUAGGUACCCUCGCUGACACGAUCGUAGCCUCUACUGCCUGUUCCUGUGCCUGUGCGUGUAUGGAUUCCUUCCCCGUGUGUUGUGUGGCGGUGUGCAGACGAGGUGCGCGCAUUGGGGAUGGAGCUGGGCAUUGACCGCUCGUCUGUCUGGCGGCACCCCUUCCCCGGUGAGCCACCUGAGCGGAGCGUGCCUCGAUCCAUCCACUCAUGCUCUAUGAUAUGAUGUUGUUGUAUGUUUGUGUGUGUGUCAGGUCCUGGGCUGGCCAUCCGGAUCCUCGGCGAGAUCACCCGAGAGCGGGCUGACAUCCUGCGACAGGGUUCGUGUGCACCCAAUGCGCACACUCUCACAGACAGAUACUCACUCUCACAGCAACGAUUGUCUGUCUGUCUGUCUCGUCUGAGUGCAGCGGAUGACAUAUUCCUGGAUGAGAUCCGCAAGAGCGGCGACUAUGACAAGAUCGGUCAGGCCUUUGUGGUGCUCCUCCCAGACGUCAAGUCAGUCGGCGUCAUGGGCGACUCAAGAACAUACGAAAUGGUACGGUACCAUCUCAGACAUACACACACUCACACAGACGGCCGCAAAGGGGGAAGUGGAUGUGCCGUGCUGCGUGUGUCAGGCGUGUUGCAUCCGUGCGGUGGCGACGAGCGAUUUCAUGACGGCUGACUGGUACCACAUGCCCUACGAUGUCCUGGUCAGCCACACACACACACAUACAGAGAGAGAGAGAGAUCCAUAUGUCUUGUGUGUGUGUGUGUUUGGAUCAGGCGCGUUGCUCGAGCCGCAUCAUCAACGAGGUGACAGGCAUCAACAGGGUCUGCUACGACAUCUCAUCCAAACCACCAGCCACCAUCGAAUGGGAAUAACUCAACAAACACCUCACACACUUAGUCACUUACACAGACAGGCAUACAGGCCAUCUCCAUCUCUCUCUCUCUCUCUCUCUCCAUCCAUGUCGCUCUCGCUCUGUCUGCGUACGCCCCGCCCAUACAUAUGCGCACGACCGACACGCC